GUUGCCUUUCGGGAAAUCCGACCCUCAGCUCUUCAAGACAGAGCACUGCUAACGAAAGAUUAACGAGCUCAGGCUUAGCCAACUGUCUCCUCUCUCCUUCUAUUUUUCUUGGGAUACUACUCGGUCGGACACCGUGUCUUACUGAAAUGUCUUUGUGUGGAUCCUCAAAAGGUACCUCCUUUGGCCGCAGACCAAUUCAAAGGAAGGUGGUUGUUUGCGGCGACGGUGCCUGCGGAAAAACGUCGCUUCUUAAUGUAUUCACACGAGGAUUCUUUACCCAAGUCUAUGAACCUACCGUGUUUGAAAACUAUGUUCACGAUCUCCUGGUCGAUGAUCAACUUGUAGAACUGAGUCUUUGGGAUACCGCCGGACAAGAGGAGUUCGACCGUCUACGUUCACUCUCUUAUGCUGAGACACAUGUUAUCAUGAUAUGUUUUUCUGUUGAUAAUCCAGUAUCUCUGGAAAAUGUUGAAUCCAAGUGGUUAGACGAGAUUCUUGAGUACUGUCCAGGGGUCAAGCUGGUGCUUGUAGCUUUGAAGUGUGACCUUCGCGAUGACAGAGCGGUGAAGGACCGGUUGUUACGGUACGGAACACACCCCGUAGAAUAUGAAGAAGGGCUUUCAGUGGCUCGACGAAUACGAGCAUCCCGAUAUCUAGAAUGCAGUUCGAAGCAUAACCGUGGUGUCACAGAGGUCUUCUACGAGGCUGCCCGUGUAUCGCUGAGCACGCGUGCCAAAGGCUCUCGCGACAACUGCAUCAUAAUGUGAGAGAAAUCACUCAACAUCGGACCAUCUCUCCAAUGGAACUCUGCUAAACGUACCCACAUACCCUGUACCUUAAUUGUCCUCUGCAUCUUGCUUUCAUGCACCGUCAUAUAAUAGUUCACUCAUCUACACAUGUAUUUCUCCGUGUAUGCAUACUCUCGCAGUUUUUCUCUGACAAUCAGGAUAUCCAAGGGACGGAAUGAAGCAUAGCAAAGUAGCAUC
Guyanagaster necrorhizus is the source of this 986-nucleotide messenger RNA. RefSeq lists its product as uncharacterized. Gene Ontology annotation, molecular function: GTPase activity; GTP binding. The transcript is spliced from 11 exons. Gene Ontology annotation, biological process: small GTPase-mediated signal transduction. The record is from RefSeq and is a predicted model, not a curated record. NCBI's taxonomy places the organism in Eukaryota, Fungi, Basidiomycota, Agaricomycetes, Agaricales, Physalacriaceae. Bases 147 to 767 code for a protein of 206 amino acids.